AUGGAAAUGGAAAUUUGGAGAACUAGCAUUACUAAACAUCUGGGCAGAAAGGUAGUUCGACAUACCGAGAGUUUGAUGGUGGACAUAACAGCGGUGGACAUAGGGAUUAAACCAGGGUAUCUGUAUGAUAUAGGACAGCCUAAUGGUGAAAAGAUUAAAGAGUUACUGCAAGAUUUGAAACAACAACAUCUAAUUAAAAAUAAUCUGAAUGUGUUAGAGAUUGGUAUGGAUUGCUUAAUUGUUAAUGUUGAAGAAUUGAGGAAAAGUGCAUAUUUUAGUGACUGUAAUGAGACAUUGAUUGAUGUAUCAGGGUCUAAAAACAAACCGUGUAUCCGUAGUGACAAAAGUACUGCAUCAGGCAUAAAAGAAGAACUUGAUAAAAUAAUAGAUGUACUGGACUGCAACAAGGUGAAGCUUUUGCCCCACUGCUAUCCUUCUUGUAAUGUAUCCAGCUUAUUUGGUAUGGUUUUGAACUAUCCUGUUGUUUAUUGGUAUGACAAUCUUGAUGGCAAGGGAGAUAAUUGUCUGUCAAUGGAAAAACUGACAAGUGUAAAAGUUGAUUGUCUUCAGAAAAAUGGACCAAAGCCUAAAUCAGUAACAAAAAUAGAUCGUCAUUGUUUGUAUUCAUUCAGUUAUCCAUCUUGCCUUAACUCUGUUUGUAGACCUUUUGUAGACCAAUGGUUUGCUCAACUGAAAGAUAGAGUCCAGCAUCAAAUGGUGUUUACUGAUGUAGAGAUAACAUUUGAAGAAAUUGUUUUAGAAGCUGUUUGUUUAUGAACAACAGAAUUUUACAUAUGUUACCAGUAUACUAAUAUUAAAGUUGUUAAAUAAAUGUUUGCACUUCAUAAAAUAGGUUUAAUGUUCAAAAAGUGUAAAGACAUGAAAUUUCACACUUGAUCUUUAUUUAAAAUUCCUCUCAACUGGUCAUGUGUUGGAUGAAAUUUAAAUUACAGUGAAAAUCACUUAUUACUGAGAGGUUACAUUCAUGUAUGACAUUCUGCAAAUAUUUGGUGAAAUGUUGAUAGCAUUUAUUUCAUUGCAUUGAAUAUUUUUCAGUCUGAAAAUUUCUCAAGUUUUAUCAUUCUUCUGUUUGUGGUCCUGAUGCUUAAAAAUGAAUUGAAUAAACAAAAAAUGAAUUUA
This is a messenger RNA of Mercenaria mercenaria, 1140 nucleotides long. RefSeq names its product UPF0739 protein C1orf74 homolog. The record is from RefSeq and is a predicted model, not a curated record. The transcript has a single exon. Bases 1 to 777 code for a protein of 258 amino acids. NCBI's taxonomy places the organism in Eukaryota, Metazoa, Mollusca, Bivalvia, Venerida, Veneridae.